Erinaceus europaeus (western European hedgehog) is the source of this 1266-nucleotide messenger RNA. RefSeq names its product tripartite motif-containing protein 75-like. The transcript has 2 exons. The record is from RefSeq and is a predicted model, not a curated record. The coding region runs from base 1 to 1266 and encodes 421 amino acids. NCBI's taxonomy places the organism in Eukaryota, Metazoa, Chordata, Mammalia, Eulipotyphla, Erinaceidae. Gene Ontology annotation, molecular function: protein binding; zinc ion binding.
AUGGAGGUGUCAGAAGCCCUGGAAGCAGUGCAGGCAGAGAUCAAGUGUCCUAUCUGUGCUGGUAACAUCAGAAACCCUGUCACCACUCAUUGUGGGCACAACUUCUGCCGCUUCUGCCUCCAACAGAGCUGGAUGAAUCACGAGCACAGUUUACCUUGCCCUAUCUGCCAUCAUAAAUGCCAGGAGAGGAACUUAAUUCCCAACAACCUGCUGGGAAGGAUUAUUCACAUCACUAAGUGCUUCCACAGCAGCGGGAACGAGGUGAAGCUGAAGGAAGAGCACAUGUGUAAGAGGCAUAAUCAGGUGUUGAGCCUCUUCUGUGAGGAGAACCUGCAGUUGCUGUGUCCCCAGUGCACUCAGGCCCCUGACCACCAGGACCAUGACCUGAGGCCUGUGGAGGAGGCUGCCUCUCAUUACAGGCAAUGGUUAAGUGAGUGGAGUGAGACCUUGAAGAAGAACGUAGCAGAAGUGAAGGAACUUGAAGCCACGCAAGACAUCAAAGCCCAGGAAAUGAACAGAUUGAUGUACACCCGCAGACAGACAUUAGUCUCGAGUUUUGAGCACCUGGAUGAAGUUGUGAAAAGUGUGCAAUUGGAAACUCUCUUCAGAUUAGAGGAGAAACAGAGAGACAUUCUGCGAGAACUGAACAUAGACAUUACUGCCUUGAACAACUACAUUUCUACCCUCAAGGCUCUGAUCAAGGAGGUGACAGACAAGAGUGUGUCCUCAGAGCUGAAUGUGUUGAGGGAAGCCAGAAGGAUCUAUCACAUGUAUGAGAGCUUGGAGUUGCCAUCUUUCUGCUCUUUCAGGGUGAGGAACGAGAUCUACUACUUCCCCCCGCUGUACUCUACGCUGAACACUAUCAUGCAGAGGUUUAAAAAGUUUCCACUUCAUCUAGAAGUCCUGGGUUGUCAAGUCUUCAAGUGGGGCCGCCAUUACUGGGAGGUGCAAGUAGAGGACAAGUCUAGCUGGGCUGUGGGGGUGUGUACGCAGCGAAUGUCCACAUGUCAGAAAAUUCGACUGAAGGGUGGGAAGUACGAGGCAGUUCGUAAUGACAGUGUUUUUCUUUCCUUGAACGAAAAACCCAGAAGAAUUGGGAUUUACCUGGACUCUUUGCUGGGUCUGAUUUCCUUCUACAAUUUGAAUGACAGGUCCCAUAUCUAUUCUUUCCAUGAGAAAUUUAAUCGUCCAUUGAAACCUUAUUUCUGUGUAGGACGAGACCCCAGUCCUCUUAAAAUCUGUGGUCUAGAAAGCUCUGAUGAAUGA